AUGGGCCGUAUCCAGAAGAGAGAUGGACUCAGUUUGAGCAACAUCACCGUCCCAUUCAAUAACACGGCAUACACCCUUCACUCUGUCGAGAGGAGCCUUGUCGAAACACUUUGGCGUGGCCCUGGAUCCGAUCGUAUCAGCGUAUACACAUGGACGUUUGCAGCCGGUGGUGGCGUGCCGAAAUCUGCACCGGGAAAUGGAGGCGCAAAUGUCACAACCUCUACCGUUGACGCGUUCACCUAUGGAGGUGCAACUCGCCAGUUUAUCUAUGGAAGUGCACGAUGGGGAAGUGGAUUUGGAGUGCUCGUCGAGGACUCGAAAGCAGAGCUCCCAUUCGCAAAUGGUUAUGGGUACAGGUGGGCACCCUGGACGAGCCUCGAAAUGGACGAACUUCAUUACCCCUUUGGUUUCUGGCCACUCAGCUGGGGUCGUGGGUAUUCGACGUCUGGGAAAUGGAGAGACGACGAUUGGCGUCCUGGAAACACACAGGUUGUAGCGCUUUUGAAGAGCAGCGACACGUCAAAGGUCGAGUGGUGGGCGAUGGGAGAUAGUCAGUCCAUGGAGGAGCUGCUAAAGGUGCUAUCUUUGCCCACAGAAAAGGGCGGUUGUGGCAUCUCUGGCAAUACUCCCGUCUACAAGUUUGACCCAGAGGAGAACAAUGUCCUUCAUGACGUUUCCACAUCAUCUACUGCAGUACGCACCAACGUUUCCAUCACUCCCAUGACCGCAGUUCAAUAUUACCGUGGCAGCUCGUUUGCGCUUGGACUCCUUGGACAUUAUGAUCCAUCGAGCGAGCCAAAUGUUGCAGCGGCCAGUGAUGGAUAUUGGGCACGGGCUCUCAUCGACUACCCGGCAGCAUUGAACCGCACGGGGAGUGUCUUGGAGAACGGGAAUGCCACCGCCUACCAAGAGCUAGCUCGAGAGCAGGACUCGUUUCUCCAGUGCUUGAACGGGACGAUAGCAGGAACCAUUCCAAUAUACGACUCAUCUAUCGAGCCAACAGGGACCACCAUAUUCUAUAUGCCAACUUCGAUGCCGCGCCCAGAGGUUUAUGGACCGAGACCUUCGUCUACGUCGCGAGACAGUGGAGGGAUCAUCGCGGGGACAAUCUUGGCACCAUUUCUCCUUUUCCUCGUCGGAUUUUGCUGCUGGAAGGUGCAGGCGCAGAAAGAUCGGGAAAAGCAGCUGAGGAAGACGGCGGCUUCCCGACGAUACGAGGAAGCUCGUAGAGUUUCUGCUUCUCGACAACAGCAAGCUCCUUUGGUACCCCAGGAAGACGCAGAUGAACCGUUGCCGGUGUACACGCCCAAAAAGGAGACAGAGCCCACGCCAAAGGAUCCUCCGGCGCAAACAACGCUUCACGCGACCAACCCUUGGUCGACAUCUUGA
Molecule: messenger RNA, 1389 nt
Organism: Serendipita indica DSM 11827
Lineage: Eukaryota; Fungi; Basidiomycota; Agaricomycetes; Sebacinales; Serendipitaceae
Source: the annotation of a GenBank genome assembly